UUCAAUGUUCAUUCUUAUAUACGGAUUCUGCGAGGGUGGUCGUGUGGUGCACGUAGGCACGGCCUGGCACGUAAUUCCGUGGAUUUCUCAACCGUUACCAUGUCCUCAGGCAAGAAGAACAAGGCCAAGAAGAAGGGAAAGACCGUGGAUUUAUGGACAUACCUCGCCGACGGAAAUGGGCAGGCCCCGAAUAUCCCCAUGAAAUCGUCCAAUUGGGCUGACGAUGUAGAGGACGAUCAUGAAGGAUUUUCAUCAAGGAGCAACAAAGAUCCGGUUAUAUUGCCGACUGCUCCAAGGGCUGCACGAGGACCAGGGGUGGAUGACGAUAGCAUCCCUACAAAUCCUCCUUAUGUAGCCUACAUAAGCAAUCUGCCAUACGAUGUAGAUGAUGAAGAUCUGGCAGAAUUUUUCGCAGAUAUGAAGAUUUCAAACAUGCGUUUGCCAAAAGAUGCAAAUAAAAUUAAAGGCUACGGUUAUGUCGAAUUUGAGGAUCGCCAGAGUCUAAUUGAUGCUCUUUCUAUGACAAAUACGACCAUUAAGACGAGACGCGUGAGAAUUGAAGUCUCGAAUAGCAGUAACGAUGAUCGUCGAGGUGGUAGGAUGGGUAGAGACAACCGUAGGGACAAUUACGAUGAUCCGGAACGCACGUCCGGCGACUGGAGAAGUGGACCGCGCGAGGAUUUGUCGGAAGGAGAUUCUUAUCGCAGUCGAUACGAUAACAGGGACCGAUUUGACAACAGAGAAAGACACGAUUACGAUAACAAGCCAGGUGCAUGGCGCGAGAGAGACAGCAACGAUAAAGGAUCCACUUUUAAAGAGAGGGCUGGCUUCAGAGAUGAUAGCAGGGACAGAGACAGGGCAUGGCGCGAGAAAGACAGCAACGAUAAAGGAUCCACUUUUAAAGAGAGGGCUGGCUUCAGAGAUGAUAGCAGGGACAGAGACAGGGACAGGGACUGGAAUCGUUUUGGCGAUAGAGGGAGAAGCAGAGACAGAGACGGGGACAGGAGCAGCAGUUUCGGGCCACGUCGCAAUUAUGGCGAUUCCGAUUGGAACCGUGAUCGUCAGCAAGAUCGUGAUCCGAAACCGGCGGAGUCACGACAAAGACCGAAACUGCAACUACAACCUCGCACGAAACCCGUCGAGUCCAUCGCAGCUGCGGAAGAUUCAACAGCUGACAGUACGACGGAAUCGAAAUCAACGGCAGAUUCGGAAUCAACUCAAAGAGCGCCAGCGCCCGUGCCAGCAGCCAAUAUUUUCGGUGCUGCGAAGCCUGUAGAUACCACUGCCCGUGACCGAGAGAUAGAAGAGCGUCUCGUCAAGUCGUACGCGGAAUCACGAUCCCGAGAAGAAACGGACACUAAAGAGCGUAGAGAAGGUACUUGGGGUCGACGUAAUGGCGAAGGACGCGACGACAAAGACAAGGACAAGGAGAAGGAGAAAGAGAAUGAGAAUGAGUAUGAGAAUGAGAAUGAGAAAGAGAAAGAGAAGGAGAGGGGUCGACCAGCUUGGCGAUCGGAAGAAGAUAGAGGCGCUCGGCUUGAGAGAUCCGCGCCACGAUCUCAACCAACGCCUACUCGUUCUGUAGAGGAGCAAAGUGGAUCCAAAACAUCACCAACCCCUCGUUCUGGGCCGCCGACAUCCAAAGGACCUCAGAAACCCGUCGAGAAGGAUAUUCGUGCGGCGGAAAGGGAUCGCAAAGACAAAGAAAAAGAUGAAAUCAGUAGAAUGCCGAAAGCUAAAGACGAACAAGCUCCGAAUUUUGUAGCUUCCAACAAAUAUUCCAUGCUACCUGAUGAUGUGGAUCCCGACAACAUCGAUGAAUAGUCUUAAUUGAUUACAAUUUGCAUCACACACCGACUAAAUUGUGCCACAUGCAAGACACAAUUAUGCGUAUCAUUAAUAUAAUUGGUUUUACUUCUACCAUUACAUGGAUUUGUCGUAGCCAGGCAUUGUGCUCUUGGUACUACUUUACUGGAAUUAUUGUUGAUUUGUAUUUAAUCUCUAUUUUAAAAAAUAUUCUCAAUAUAUAACUAUAUAUUUCUAUAUCAACUUAUAUAUUUACUUUAUAUUUCGGCACGAAAAAUUUUGGCAUUGUUAAUCCCCAAUGUCGUAAAUUUCUCGUGAUUAUCGAAUAAAUUGCGUCAAACUUUUUGUAUGAUUCCAAGAAUUAUUACACUGUAUGAGGUGUAGCAAUUGGAACUUUAUACAUCAUAAUUAAUCUGCUGUACAGUAAUUGUACGAUAUUGUGACUCGUUUACAUGUAAUAUAACAAUGCCAAUAUAGAAGGAAAUUAAAAUAAUAAGUAUAUGGGAACACAAA
Molecule: messenger RNA, 2319 nt
Organism: Temnothorax curvispinosus
Lineage: Eukaryota; Metazoa; Arthropoda; Insecta; Hymenoptera; Formicidae
Gene: eIF4B
Product: eukaryotic translation initiation factor 4B-like
Exons: 12
Coding region: 100-1824 (574 amino acids)
Molecular function (GO): RNA binding
Source: RefSeq, a predicted model, not a curated record